Messenger RNA from Aspergillus wentii DTO 134E9, 1521 nucleotides. RefSeq names its product putative C2H2 finger domain protein. The transcript has a single exon. NCBI's taxonomy places the organism in Eukaryota, Fungi, Ascomycota, Eurotiomycetes, Eurotiales, Aspergillaceae. Bases 1 to 1521 code for a protein of 506 amino acids. The record is from RefSeq and is a predicted model, not a curated record.
AUGGCGAAUGAAGAAAGUGAAUGGGUUGAGAAGUUUCUCCAAACAGGCGUAUGGGACGAAUCCUAUAUCCGGAAUCCUCCUGCUCCAGAUGCUCCAAUGUUUCCCGACAAUUCGCAGGCAUAUUCCGGACAGCCUCCAGCAGCUCGAACACACGCGAGCAACCCUCCCUCACGAUACUCGUCUCCCUAUCCAGCACCCUCAACCCAGGGAUUUGUCACUCCCGGAGAUACAGUAUACCACCCACCAGCUCCCUUUCUUCCAGCAUAUCUAUCUCGGAACUUCAUGGUGCCAGCGCCACCUGCGAGUGCACAGCCGCCCCCAAUGAUUGCUCAGGCCGCCUUGCAACAACAAGCUAUACCCAUGCGUGCGCCUGACAAUACCAACAGCUCUGCAAGUACUUCUCAAGUGAACGAUGCGAAGAGACGUCGAAUAGAUAAUGGCUCAUCGGGGGGUGUGCCAGGGCCAAAACAGCCACAAGCUACUUUUCAACCAGCACCCCCUCCACAAGUACCGCCUUCACAAGCACCACGUCCACCAGCGCCACCCCAACAAGUACCUCCGCCUCCUGCAAACUUGGCCAACUACUCCUUCGCGCCCCGUGAUCCUACUAGCGAUAGGUCGUUUUUGAAAUCGAGAGCCGAUCUGGUCAAGGGUUUGGACGAAACCCGUGCGGCAGUGAAGAUCACAUAUGACCCCAAGACAAUUGCAAGGGAUGUCCUGAUUGCCGCCGGUCGCCAUCCCACAGAAAAAAUGUUAAACCAUCAUCUUUGGCGGCUGCGCGAUGUCUUUAAUCUCGACGUCAACUGCGAUAUUGAGACCUUUCGAUGGGAUCUCGUCGAUCCGCGUGAAUUGUCGGCCAAUCACCAGCCGAAGCCGCCUAUCGCCCCUCCACCACGUGACCGACCACAGCCAAUCCCAAUGGUUGCUCCUCCACCGCCAAGCUCCAGCUCCCCGACGCGUCCAGUGCAGCAACCCCCACGACAGCUCACAUCUUCAUCGUCAAUCACUCCCUCUCCCCAUUAUUCUUCUCCUGUUCCACAUCUCCCACAUCAAAUACAGAAGCCUUCGCCUCGUCCAAUUGUGAAACCUCCCCCGCAUCCUACGCCGUCUAAAUCACCGCAGAAACCACCGCAGCAGCCAAAGAAACCUCAGCAAACUCAGCAGACAGAACAACCCCUGCAGCGAGUCGAGGUCAUGGUGGGGAAGAAACAGCAGACACGAGGGCCCCGCAGCUCCAAUGUCGAGGUUAAAAUCCCGGCUCCUGUUUCUUACCAGGUGUAUCCCUGCGAAUGGGAGAAUUGUCAGGCAGAGCUUCACAACCUCGAUAUGCUCAGACAACACCUGCUGAAACUCCACAUACCGUACCACAUAAGCUGCAAGUGGAAGGAAUGCUCGUACCCCGAGAAAAUGGCUGCGGCAGAGCUCUUUCAACACAUGCAGGAGGAUCAUCUGGGGCCCAUAGCGUGGAAACUGGGGGACGGACCCUCCGUGCGUGGAACUGGUGAGAAUGCAUUGAAAUGA